UCUCUCUCUCUCUCUCUCUCCUCGCCGCACUAAUGCUGAUAUUUCUCUCGAGCAUCACCAGCGGAGAGAAAGAGGAGGAGGAGGAGGAGGAAGGAGAGGUUGUGUCAGGUGGAAACGGGGACCUCUAUGGAUAUCAUCAUCACCCUCCACCGGCUCGCAUCCUCAGCACCGACAGCAUCUCCCGGCCGGCGGUCACCGCUGCAGGCACACGGCGCUCUGCUCGCUGUUUCCACGGUAGAGACCGUCAGGACUGCUUCUGUAAUUAUCUGACAAACCGCUUCCUGCUCGAAUAAGGACUAACCGAGGGAAGACCCUGCUGGAAUAAAAGCGGAGCGUCAGUCUCCUCCAUUGAUAAACCGCUCUUCUCAUCGAUUCAGCCCAACGACGUCUUGGUAUACGAGGAGGACAAAACCAAUCAAAACCCUGACAGUGAAGCUGAAGGGCGUCGGGCGCGAUGGCUAAUGCCUCCCCAGACCUGGACAACGCGGAAGCCCAGCGCCAGCUCAACAACAACAACCGACCGAUCGGCUCGGGGUUCUGGGAGACGGAGUGUACCAGCUCCAAGCUGUUUGAGUGCUCCCGCAUCAAGGCCCUGGCAGAUGAACGAGAUGCAGUGCAGAAGAAGACUUUUACAAAGUGGGUUAACUCCCAUCUUUCCAGAGUGUCCUGUCGCAUAUCUGACCUCUACAACGACCUGAGGGAUGGAUACAUGCUCACCAGACUGCUGGAGGUCCUCAGUGGAGAGCUGCUGCCGAGGCCCACACGUGGUCGCAUGCGGAUCCACUGCCUGGAGAACGUCGACAAAGCCCUGCAGUUCCUUAAAGAGCAGAGGGUUCACCUGGAAAAUGUCGGUUCCCAUGACAUUGUGGAUGGAAAUCACCGCCUCACCCUGGGCCUUAUCUGGACCAUCAUCCUACGCUUCCAGAUCCAGGUGAUCAAAAUAGAGACAGAGGACAACCGAGAAACUCGCUCUGCCAAGGAUGCCCUGCUGCUCUGGUGCCAGAUGAAGACCGCAGGGUACUCUGAGGUCAACAUCCAGAAUUUCACCACCUGCUGGAGAGACGGCCUCGCCUUCAAUGCACUCAUACACAGACACAGACCUGACUUGAUAGAGUUCCACAAGCUGACACGGUCCAAUGCAACCCACAACCUCCAGCAAGCCUUUAACAUCGCUGAGCAGCACCUGGGUCUCACCAAACUCCUGGACCCUGAAGAUGUGAACACAGAGAACCCCGAUGAAAAGUCCAUCAUCACUUAUGUGGUCUCCUACUACCACUACUUCUCCAAGAUGAAGGCUCUUAUUGUGGAGGGCAAGAGGGUUGGCAAGGUACUAGACAACUGUAUCGAGGCAGAGAACAUCAUCAACCGCUACGAAGCCCUGGCCUCAGACCUGUUGGACUGGAUAGAGAAGACCAUCGCGGUCAUCAGUAAUCAGAAGUUUGCCAAUUCGCUGACCGGAGUUCAACAGCAGCUGCAGGCCUUCACAACUUACUGCACAAUAGAGAAGCCCAUCAAGUUUCAGGAGAAGGGGAAUCUCGAGGUCCUCCUCUUCACCAUCCAAAGCAAACUCAGAGCCAACAACCAGAAACCCUAUGUGCCUCACGAUGGGAAGCUCAUCUCAGACAUCAACAAGGCCUGGGAGAGGCUGGAGAAGGCGGAGCAUGAGAGAGGCGUGGCUCUGCGCAAGGAGCUGAUUCGUCAGGAGAAGCUGGAGCUGCUGGCUCAGUGCUUUGACCACAAAACCACUAUGAGACAAGCCUGGCUCAAUGAGAACCAGAGGCUUGUAUCACAGGACAAUUUUGGCUAUGACCUACCAGCAGUCGAGGCAGCAAUGAAGAAACACGAGGCUAUCGAGGCGGACAUAGCUUCGUAUGAAGAGCGAAUCGGGGUGGUGGUGGAGCUUGCCUCAGAGAUGGAGUCAGAAGGAUACUACGACAUCCGGCGUAUCUUGGCACGAAAGGAGAACAUCCUGGGCCAGUGGAGUCUGCUGAAGGAGCUGGUGGCUGGGAGGAGGACCCGCCUGGAGAAGAACCUGGCCCUGCAGAAGACAUUUCAGGACAUGGUGUACAUGAUCGACUGGAUGGAGGACAUACAGGUCCAGCUGCUGUCGAAGGACUUUGGGAAGCAUCUUCUGGAGGUGGACGACCUGCUGCAGAAACACAGCCUGCAGGAAGCCGACAUUACAGUGCAGGCUGAGAGAGUGGAGACACUCAACACCGCUGCACUCAAAUUCACCACUAUAGAAGGUUACCAACCAUGUGACCCUCAGGUGAUCUGUAACCGUGUCAACCACGUCUCGUCCUGUCUGGAGGAGCUGAAACAACUGGCAGUUAAAAGACGCUCUGAGCUGGAGGAGUCGAGACAACUUUGGGCUUUCUUCCAGGAGCUGGAGGAGUCGGAAGCCUGGAUCAGGGAGAAGAGCUCCAUCUUGGGCGCUCAGGGUUAUGGGAAGGAUCUGAGCAGUGUGCUGAAGUUACUACAGAAACACAAAACUCUGGCUGGAGAACUGCUGGCUCACCGGUCGCUGCUGCAGAACACCAUGAAACGAGGAAAGCAGAUCCUCAGUGAGAAGAGCUUUGGCACGGCGGGGAUCCAGGAGCGCAUCAUGGAGGUGAAGAGCGAGUGGAAGAGGCUGGAGGACCAGGCUGCGCAGCGUCUUGGCCACCUGCAGGAGGCGCUCAACUUUUUUCAGUUCUCCACGGAGACGGACGACCUGGUGGCCUGGCUGCAGGAUGCUUACCGGCUGGUCUCCAGUGAAGACUUUGGACAUGAUGAGUAUUCCACCCAGUCUCUGCUGAAGAAACACAGAGGGGUCAGCGAGGCUAUCGACAAACAUCGUCUGCAUGUAGUGGCACUGCGCAAACACAUGGUGGCGCUGCCUCUGCAGUACCGUGAACAGGAGGAGGUGCAGGUGCGUAUGGGAGAGGUGGAGCAGCUGUACACAGAGGUGAUUGAGGUAGCGGUGCUCAGACAGCAGUGGCUUCAUGACGCCCUCGCCGUCUACCGCAUGUUCAGUGAGGUCAAUGCCUGCGAGCUGUGGAUUGAUGAGAAGGAGCAGUGGCUGGACAAGAUGGAGAUCCCUGAGAGGCUGGAGGACGUGGAGGUGGUGGCACACAGGUUUGAGAGUCUGGACCAGGAGAUGAACAGCCUGAUGGGAAGGAUCCUGGACGUUAACCAAAUAGUUCAGCAGCUCCUGGAUGGAGGUCAUCCAUCUUCUACAGAGGUCAGAGGUUGUCAGGAUCACCUCAACUCCAGGUGGAACAGCAUCGUGGAGCUGGUCGAGCAGAAGAAAGAUCAGCUGGACUCGAUGUUACGCCUGCAGAACUACCUGCUGGAGUGUGCCGAGAUCAAGUCCCAGAUCCAGGACAAGAGAAAAGCCAUCGACGCCACUCAGUACAUGGGAAGUGACCUGGGAGGAGUCCUGGCUCUGCAGAGACGCCUGUCCACCAUGGAGGGAGCCCUGUCUGUCCUGGAGCCCAAACUACUCCAUCUACAGGAAGAGGCAGAGCAUCUGGCCACAGCCCACCCGGGUCGGGCCAUGGAGGUUCUCGUGCCGUUUGAUGGCAUCAGCUUGGAGUGGGAGGAGCUGAAACGCACCCUGCAGGGCUGUGAGGACUCGCUGAUGGUGGCCAGCAGGCUGCAGAGCUUCAUACAGGAUUUGGACUCGUUCCUCACCUGGUUGGUCCAGACUCAGACAGCUGCCGCCUCAGACCAGCUGCCCAAUGACCUGGAGGAGGCGGAGAAACUCAUCAACAAACACGCUGCUCUAAAGGAGGAGAUUGGACGGUACGAAGAGGACUACGAACGCCUGCAGGCCAUGAACGAGCUGCUGGAGUCCGAGGAGGCUCCUCUCCCUCAGGCUGCCCUACAGCAGUGGCUGCAGAAGCUCGACGUCGGCUGGAACAAACUGCUGGAAAUGUGGGAGAGCAGGAGAGAGGUUCUGGUCCAGGCUCACAUUUUCCAUCUGUUCCUGCGAGAUGUCAAACAGGCUGAGUCCUUCCUCAACAACCAGGAGUCGGCCCUCGCUCACGUGGAGCUGCCCACCACGGUGGAAACAGUCGAAGCCGCCAUAAAGAAACACAAAGACUUCACUACCACCAUGGAGCUGAACCUGCACAGGAUCAAAGCUGUGAUCGAGGCUGGAGAGAGUCUGAUCAGCCAGAGCAACAUCUACUCUGAACGCAUCAGGGAACGUAUUGACACCCUCGCCAACAGGGGAAACCAGAACCGAGAGCUCGCCCAGCAGUGGCUGGAAAAAUUGAAUGACCAGUGGGAACUUCAGAGGUUUCUUCAGGACUGCCAUGAGCUGGGGGACUGGGUGUGUGAGAAGAUGCUGAUGGCGAGGGACAGCAGCCGAGACGAGACCCAGAAGCUUCAUAAGAAAUGGCUGAAGCACCAGGCCUUCAUGGCCGAGUUGGCCCAGAAUAAGGAAUGGCUGGACAAAAUUGAAAAGGAGGGCCAGCAGCUGAUCCAGGAGAAGCCGGAGCUCAGCCAAGUGGUCCGGAAGAAGUUAGAGGAGAUCAGGGAGUGCUGGCAGGAUCUGGAGAGCACCACCCAGGCCAAAGCCCGCCAGCUCUUUGAGGCCAACAAGGCAGACCUCCUGGUGCAGAGCUACGAAAGUCUGGACCAGAGACUGGGCCAGCUAGAGGGUCAACUGGUCUAUGUGGACCAGGGACAGGACCUCACCACUGUCAACAAGCAGCUGAAAAAACUACAGACCAUGGAGACCCAGAUGGAGGAGUGGUAUCAUGAGGUGGGGCAGCUCCAGGUGCAGGUGUCCACAAUCCCGCAGCAGACGCAGAUCAAGGAGACGGUUGCCGGGCGUCAGGCUGCCGUAGAGGCCAGGAUGGUGCGUCUGAUUGAGCCGCUGAAGGAGAGACGACGCAUCCUGCUGGCGUCCAAAGAAGUGCACCAAGUUGGACGAGACCUGGAGGAUGAGAUCUUGUGGAUCCAGGAGCGCCUCCCGAUGGCCAUGUCUCAGGAGCACGGCUCCACUCUGCAGGCGGUCCAGCAGCUCAUGAAGAAAAACCAGACACUUCAGAGAGAGCUGCAGGGCCACCAGAGCAGAAUCGAGGACGUCCUGGAGAGGGCGGGGAUCAUCGCAUCCAUCCGAAGCCCCGAGGCAAUCUGUGUCAGGGCGGGCCAUGACCAGUUGGCCCAGCUGUGGAGUCUGCUCUGGACCGAGACCGAGAGGAGGCAGCUGGUUCUGGACGCCAUGUACCAGGCCCAGCAGUACUACUUCGACACAGCCGAGGUGGAGGCCUGGCUGAGCGAACAAGAACUGCACAUGAUGAACGAGGAGAAGGGGAAGGAUGAGCCAAGCACACUGCAGCUGCUGAAGAAACACUUGGUCCUGGAACAAACCAUCGAGGACUACGCAGAGACCAUCGGCCUGCUGUCACAGCAGUGUCGACAGCUGCUGGAGAUGGGGCAUCCAGACUGCGAGCAGAUCAGCAAGCGCCAGUCGCAGAUCGAUCGUCUGUACGUGUCUCUGAAGGACCUGGUGGAGGAGAGGAAGAGCCGACUGGAGCAGCAGUACUGGCUCUACCAGCUCAACAGGGAGGUCGACGAGCUGGAGCAGUGGAUUGCUCAGAGGGAGGUGGUCGCCAGCUCGCCCGAACUGGGUCAAGACUUUGAGCAUGUCACUGUCCUGCAGGAGAAGUUUACAGAGUUUGCGUCAGAGACAGGCAGCGUGGGACAGGAGCGAGUGACGGCCGUCAACCAAAUGGUGGACGAGCUCAUCGACUACGGCCACUCAGAGGCCGCCACCAUCGCUGAAUGGAAGGAUGGAGUGAACGAGGCCUGGGCCGACCUGCUGGAGCUCAUGGAGACUCGGGCGCAGAUGCUCGCCGCCUCACAUCAGCUUCAUAAGUUCUUCUCUGACUGCAGAGAGGUUUUGACCCAGAUUGAGGACAAACAUCGAAGGCUGCCAGAAGUUCGGGCUCGACAGGGCAGCACUGCCAACACCACCACGCUACAGAGACUCCUGCACAGCUUCGAACAGGACAUACAGCUGCUGGUCACACAAGUGCGUCAGCUGCAGGAGAGUGCUGCUCAGCUGAGGACGGUGUAUGCCGGCGAGAAGGCAGAAGCCAUCGCGUGCCGCGAGCAUGAGGUGAUGCAGUACUGGAAAGAGCUGCUGACGUCCUGCGAGGAGUGUCGACUACAGAUUACCACUGAGACAGACAAGCUGAGGUUCUUCGGCAUGGUCCGAGAUCAGAUCAUGUGGAUGGACUCUAUCAUCUGUCAGAUAGGGACAGGAGAGAAGCCCAGGGACGUGUCCUCAGUUGAGGUGCUGAUGAAUUAUCACCAGAGUCUGAAGAGCGAAGUGGAGGCUCGCAGCCGGAGCACUGUGGAGUGUAUCGAGAUGGGCAAAACACUGCUGGCUGCUAGAAACCCAGCGUCUGAAGAGAUCAAGGAUAAACUGGAAAAAGUGAUUACUAAGCAACAUGAGCUGUCUGAGAAGUGGGACAAGCACUGGGAAGUCCUACAACAAUUGUUGGAGGUUCAUCAGUUUGCACAGGAGGCGGUCGUGGCGGAGGCGUGGCUGACCGCUCAGGAGCCGUUCAUCAACAGCAAGGAGCUGGGCGGGAGUGUGGACGAGGUGGAACAGCUGAUUCGUCGACACGAAGCCUUCCGCAAAGCCGCUGCAACCUGGGAAGAGAGAUUCAGCUCAUUGCGACGACUCACCACGGUAGAAAAGUUGAAAGCAGAGCAAAGUAAACUACCCCCGACCCCUCUGCUGGGUCGUAAAGUCUUCCUGGACCCCCAAGAUGCCACACCCAAUCCAUCCAUCCUUCCCCGCCUCCCAAUCUCCCCCGUCACAAGACAGACCAUCUACGAACAGAAUGAAGCCAGCUCUCCUCCAUCACCUUCACCUGCCACGCCUACACCCUCCCCUUCGUCUGUGGCUCGUCGUCUGGGAUCGACUGUCGCUAACUACACCCCUGUGAUGAACGGCUCCAGCUACCGCCACACCCUGGAGGCUCGGCACAGUCCUGUAGUGGGUGUGGCUGCAGGACUAGGCCAGCCCUCGCCGUCCUCGAUUGCCUCAAUUGCCACGGCAGCCAUGCUCAUCUCAGCCAACCAAGCGCGAGAGAGCGCCAGCGCAACGAAAGAGCAAGCGGUAAAGGCAAUGAGUCACCUCCAGCCUGUACAGGCGGCGAGGACACUGGAGGCGAAGGCCUCCCCGUAUCUACGACAACCAAAAAUCAAACACUUGGAUGAUGCGGUGACGCCGCUGCUCGUGGCCAGCAGGUUGGAGAAGGCGAGGGAGAGGGAGAGGCUGAGGGAGAGAGAGUUGAUGAUGGGUGAGAUCGGGACAGAGAGAGCAGAGGUGGCUGUGAUGGCCGAGGUGGUGCUCCAGGAGCCGGGCCGGGAGCGCCUGCACAGCGAGCCCACCAGAGGGCCACGAGGAUCUAGGACCGACCCUUUAGGCCACGCUGAACCACAGGGCCAGACCCACCACAGGGACCACAGGAUAGAAAGGCAGCUGUCCAGCGAGCAGCUGAUCCAGGCACGCAGGGAUGAGCUGCCUCAGGAGGUGUGGAGGGAACAUGCCGAGAGGAGGGAGAGACGAACGCUGGAGAGGCAAACGUCCAGCGAGCAGGAGGGCCAUGGGGGCCACGGGGGCCACGAGGGCCGACGAAGAGAGAGGGACCGACAUCGGAUGGAGAGACAGGAAUCCAGUGAGCACGACACCGGAAAGGAGCACUCUGACAGACGCUCAGCAGGAGGAGAAAAAAGAUCCACUCUGGCAGAAAUUGUAGAGCAGCUGCAAGAAAGAGAAGCGGCACAGGCUCGUGGUGAGGUUCCCCGUCUGCCUAACGGGAUACCAGAGAAGUCUUCCCGUCCCGACAGGCCUCGAGCUCGGGACAGACCCAAACCGCGGCGCCGACCGCGACCCAAAGAGGCAGGAGAGGCGACGACGCGGCGGUCCAGGUCCGCUCCAGCUCAGAGCAGCCCUGUGGUGCCCCAGCCGCCAACACACACCGCACACCACGAGGGCUUCCUUUUCCGCAAGCUGGACAUCGAGAGCCUGAAGAAGAGCACCAACAGUCAGAACACAGAAAUCACAGAGCCCAACAAUCGCAGGUCAUGGGUCAACCUGUACUGCGUGCUGAACAAAGGGGAGAUGGGUUUCUACAAGGACGCCAAGAACACCACCACGCCCUACAACAAUGAGCCUCUGCUCAACCUGUCCCACUGCCACUGCGACGUCACCAACGGCUACAAGAAGAAGAAGAACGUCUUCACGCUCAAAACGAAGGACGGCAGCGAGUUUUUGUUUCAUGCAAAAGAUGAGGAUGACCUCAAAGCGUGGGUGACCAACAUCACCGCCAGUAUUUCGGAGCACGAGGAGAUUGCCAAAUGGGGUCAGCCCCAACCAACUACCUCAUCCACCGACGAGGGCACACGCCGCGACGGCAGCAAGGGGGACAACAGGUCAGAUCGAGGUGGCGAGCGCUCGGACCGGGCCGAGCGGAUCGAAAGGGCGGAUAAAGAGAAGGAGAAGGAGAGGGAGAGAGAGAAGGAGAAGGAGAGGGAGAGAGGAGAACGGUCGGAGAGGUCAGAUCGAGGUGGGAAGUCGGAUGCAAAGCGCUCUGAAAAGUCUGGUAAGAAAAAGUGACCGGGGUGACGGAUUGGUCGCAUUGAAGCAUAUGAACUCCGGGUAGGAGGCGGGGCCAUAGACUGGUAGUGAACGCCCCCCUCCUUCUCUCCGCCUCCAACACUGUCAACAAAGCGGUUGUGUUUGGAUGGAAAGUGACACACAGGACAGAAGGAUUGACCCAGGCUCACUCAUAGGACGGACAGGACGGAUUUGGAGCAGGAGACAUCUUUCUCUUUCUCUCUCUCUCUUCUUCUGUGUCUCUGCGAGAAGACACAGCGUCCAGCCCCUGGUGGCUGUUUCAGAGAACUGCAGAGAGAGAGUUUCGUGCUGCUGAACCCCGGGCAGCGUUAACGCAAGAGAGAGACGGGACACGCUGCUGACAUGCUGGUAGUGCGAUAAAACGUAGCUCAUUCUGUUCCAUGUUUGUUUUUUCUAUGAGAUGAGCUGUAUCUGUACGUAUUUCUCGUCUGUCUGUCCUAUCUACUGUAUCUAUCUGUCUGUCUGUAAGUCCAAGACAUCCUACGCUAUGUCUUAUUACUCCUCGGAAAAAUGGAAAGAGAAUGAAAUUAUGCCAAAAUGUUUUACAGACAUACAAACUUAGAGAAACUUUCUUUUUGUUAACUGUUUUCUCCACUUUGUCCGAUCUAUCUCGAGGUCUGGCCUUGAAAAAAAUGUGGAUUUGAAACUGGUUUUACUUUGAUACAGCGCUGAAACCACAUUCAUCCACACUCACCAUGGAUGAACCAACACUGACAAACACCUACAGUAGUGUGCUGAUUGUAGGAACACGAUGAUUUAAGACAAGAGAAGAGUAGAUGGCCGACCAGGGUGAUGCACCUCAAAUCAUUGGUCAGAAAUUAAUAGAAACACAUCCACAGACUUCAAAUCUUAAGAGAGGCCUCGACCCUGAAAUCUGCCCUCAAAGAACAAACGGAGCAGCUUCGCUUUGUUUAUAUGAGAUUUAUUUACAAGAUGUAGCAUAAAGACUACAGGACGGCGUGGUCGCUGCAGCCACUUGGGCUCCCAAAUUUAAUGUAUAGAAAUAAAUGUACAGUUUUUUGGAUUAGUGAUCAGAAAGAUGAAAACAUUUCACUUGAUCUGAUGGUUUACUCUGGUUCCCAGGGGCCUCAUUCGUUAAAAUGUUGUUUAAUUUAAAACAGAUAAAACAGCAAAAAAAUGUAUUUACGUUUUGAUAUCUCAAAGUAAAUAUAUGAAAUGAGAUUUUAGCGUUAGUUUUACAUAAAUUUCAUGUUUGGCUUUGGUCAUAAGCACAAAAUCUGCGCCUCCAUGUUUCUAAUGUUUUUAACGAAUGAGGCCCUCAUCUACUCUUUUAUUCUCUUACAUCAAACUACUCGCUGGAUUUUCUCACAUCUGUUUCUUUUAUACAAAAUUCAAAAUAUCUUGUGUGUAUGUGUGUGUGUGUGUGCGUGUGUGUGUGUGUAUGGUUGUGUGUGUGCUGCUACUCUCCGCUCCCAGGGUCUCCAUAGCUCUCAGGUUAUUUAUGUUAGUGUGUGCUUAACAUGUGCUUCACGUGCUUCACGUGUUAAUAUGUUUGUCCCCUCAGACGCCACCUCAGUCUUCCAGACAUGUCCGAUCCACGAUACAGACCUACACACACACACACUCACACACACAGAAGAAUACAAGUCAGCAGGUUUCAAAUGUUCCAGAGUAUAAACGGUCAUCGAACUGUCCAGGUCAUCAGUGUAGAAUGAAGACACGUAUGAAUGACUGGCACGCUGUGAAGAGGCAGGAUAUCAGACUGACCAAAUAUUUAGAAAACGAGGGGUUAAACUGUCUGUAAGUUGUGAGAUUGCAUGUUUUGCUUGGAGAGAAAUCACUCGUCACAAGAAGCUCGUCUUUGCAGCCCCCUGACUCGGCAUCAACACAUCAGUUUAUGUUACAUUUCCUGUAAACUCACCACGAAGCCAUAAACGACAGGGAAACAAGGACAACAAAGAAGGAAGGAAGGAAGGAGGGAAGGAGGGAAGGAAGGGGAGAAACGUCUAAUAAAAAUGCAGCGGAGGGAUUUUGAGAAGCGCCCACUGCAGAGGCACAGAGUAAAGUUACUUUCCUGCCCUGGUCGGAGCAUCCUGGUCAGGUUUGGUUCAGAGAGCAUUUAAAAUCCUUUCAAAGAGAAACGCUGUCUUGAUAUCACUGCUACUGUAUGAAAACCUUUGAUCAUUUCAGUUCUGGUGUUUUGGAUCCUUUCAGUUAAAGUCCAGCUGAAAUUGCUGCUACACUUUGCAUGUCCGCUCUUUCAUCAAUGAAAUCGCUUCAACCACGUCACUGUUCCAUAAAGGUGGACAGCCUCCACUGACUAACAGCAACACAACACAAACUGAACUACAACCCAGAACCCUGCAGUGCUGUCUCAUCCACUGUGUGCUGAUCUUUAACAGAGGUCAUGACAUUUGCAAAACCAACCAGUUAUUCUUCAUCCAAAAAUCACGUCUUUGUGUCACUUUUCCAAUGAGGUUUUUCUAGUUGCUCAUUACUGCCCCCUGAGACCAGAGGGAUGUUUUCCCCAAAAGACACAAGGGGCAACAAUAAGCUACAAAAACAAACUUCGACAAGAGACACAAAGGUGAGAUUUAUAUUAUAUCAGAAGUGUUUUCAAACUGUGUUUUUCAGUUGGUUGAUGAUCAUCAUUAGUUGGUUUGGUUAACCUCCUCACCUCCGCUGAAGAGCAUCGCUCAGCCUCUUCUUUGAGCUUCUCUAUGAGGUCUUCUGGGACUCUCAUGUAGUGGAUGAGACGGUCCCGGUGGGGCUGUUGUGGUCCUUACUCUUCAAUAACACUGCUAACAAAACACAGUCUGCCCACGACUCAUAGGCGACAGGAUACGUUUGUUUAUGUCGUCUCUCGUUCUCCUGCUGCCCUUACCGGAGCUAAACCUGCCAGCUACUGUCAAUCAAACACAGACACAACGGUCCAGGAGCAACUUUGUUCUUUCUUUUAAUAAAGGAACAAAACUACGAACAAUAAAUCAUAAAACUACAAGAAGGGGUGACUAAAUGUGAUUUCAGUUGGACUUUAAACAUUAAAGUCUUCCUCUCUGAGCAGGCAGUUUCCAUGGCUGUAGGUCCCAACACUCCCAUUCAGAGUUUGUUUUAUAUUUCAGACGUUUAUAUUUGCCAGGUUCAUCAUUUUCUCUGUUUCUUAAAGGUGUAAUAUUGAAGUUAUGACAGUAUUAUUAUAUCUGGCUGUUUUUGUUUUUUAUUCACUUUAGGAUUUUAAAUUCUGUCCCGACCCGUCCGGUCUGGUUUGUGUUGAUCAUAAAACACGUCUUGAGAACUGUAACUUUCUUUAAUCUUGUUUUUAUUUCAACACACUUAUGCAUCUAAAUUAGGUGUGAAUGCCAGAUCAAUGCAAUCAUUUACAUGCAUGUUGGACACAACAAACAAAGUCAGAGUUAAAGAGGUGAAUUUUGAAUGAGCAAAUCUUCCACGUGUAAAGUGACACAGUACAGUUGUCUGCUGUCGGAUUAUGACUCUAAAAUCAUAAUAAACUGACACACUUUGUUACUGUAGAUACACACAGGACAGAGCAUGCAGGGUACAGCUGACUCCCCACAGAUAACAUACAAAAAAUAUGUUAUUUGAACCAAUUUACACUGUUGACUGCAGAAACAUCAUGUGUGAAAGUCAGCACGGUUAACAUCGGAGUCUGAAACAAAUGUUCAGAUUUGAUUGAACAGUCUGAACAUUGCUGGUUUGGAUGAGCUCGUAGGUACCCUGCCUGUCUGUGUGUGUCUGUGCUGUUCUGUUCACAUCCACCUCAGCCUGUCGGGCCGAGAUGAAAUGACAAAUAAAAUACCUUUUGGUUUAUCAUUAA
Messenger RNA from Larimichthys crocea (large yellow croaker), 12446 nucleotides. It is a transcript of the gene sptbn4b, whose product is annotated as spectrin, beta, non-erythrocytic 4b. Lineage: Eukaryota; Metazoa; Chordata; Actinopteri; Sciaenidae. Gene Ontology annotation, cellular component: spectrin. Bases 455 to 8629 code for a protein of 2724 amino acids. The record is from RefSeq and is a predicted model, not a curated record. The transcript has 44 exons. Gene Ontology annotation, molecular function: phospholipid binding; structural constituent of cytoskeleton; actin binding.